GUGGAAUUCUUUUCAAGUGGGAAUGGGCGUAUACACCUAGAGAAAAACAAUGGGGGGUUUCAUAAAGAUGAAUUGGAAAAUGUUGACUUUCAAGGUGUGAUGACACUACUACAUCCGUGAUAGAUUAAUAAACUUCAGAAGUGUAGGGUAGGCUGCUACCCGCCCUGGUGCCCUCCAUUCAAAACCAUUGCUGUUGGUUCUUCCUUGCUUUGCUUAACAUUCCUAAACUUUGAAAGAGGAGUAUGUGCAGUUCCCCUCUUGGUUUUUUGAGAAUAUUUUCAAGUUUUGGCGAAACAACAUGUAGUAGUGUAUAUAGCUUUGUAUUAUCAUGCAUAAAUUUCAAUUUUUCCUUCCAUUUUGUCUCUUAUCUGUUAUGCACGAUUAAGGUUUGGAAUCAAGAAAUAUUGGCUCUAUUACGCUCCCGCAUACUUUAUACUGUGGAAAUUUCCAAUAGGAUCUUAAAAGAACAUAUAACAUCGUGAAGUUCUUUUGAAGUUUUAUAUUCUGCUCCAGCCAUAUUUACGUUUCCAUCGCAUCCACUACAAGUCUCUUUUUUUAAAAAUUAUUAUUAUCGUCGUCAUCAAAAUUGGUUUUUUUUUGUAUUUUUUGUGCUUACCCUGUUUUAUAGUACUUCAUUAACAAAUGCCAAAGAAGAUAAAGAACUCCGCUCCAUCUACAAGAGCGUCAUCAAAGUCAUCUCGUCCUUACAAGUCCAGAACCCAGAGACCUUGCGAUUUUUGCCGAAGAAGAAAAACAUGUUGUGUUAUCGAGGGAACCAUUCCAUGCACUCCUUGUCUUCAGUUCAACAAAGGUUUGUGUACGUUCAACGAAGGACCAAUGAAAAGAAACAAUAAACAGGACAAGAGUGUAAAUCAAAAUACAACAGCGGUGCAUAAGACAGAACCGAAAACAGCCAAUAGUACAAGCGGUCGUUCAGUGGUCCCACAAAAAAUUCUGACGCCACUUCCAACUAGAGAAAUUUCACCAAGAACAGAGGUUCCAAUUCAACCUGCAGCAAUUCUUAAGUCCCAAGCCAAUUUAUUUCAACAAAUUCAAGGCAACAGUGACCGUAAUUUGUAUUCUAAUAGUAAAGAUGUCAUACCCCAGGGUCCAAAUGAAGGCCCCUCUUACAAUCCAGGUAUCCAUCCUCCUCCAUUACUUGCAAACCAAGCAGUUGCAUCUGGUAAUGUAACUACCACCAGUGCCAAUUCAACCGGUAUAAGUCGAAACAAUCCACCGGUACCACAACUACCAACACAAUCAUUCAUAGAAGUUAACAUGACAUAUACCAAUGAACCAGUACUUGAAUUGAAUCCUCAACUUUCCUCAUUUUUAGGAGUAUCAUCUGAAGCAGUUGAAUAUUUUUCAAAGUCUUCAUCUUCCCCAACUACUACUUCUAAUUCUACGUCAUCGAAACCAGUGAAUUAUUACAACCUGGUUUCCAGUGACAAUAUCUACAACAUCCCCUCGGGAUAUCAAGAUGAACCCCUGACAAGUUCUUCUGAAUAUUCAAACAAUACAUUUAGUCCUCAACGAUUAGAAAGUCUUACGUCGGUAGAUACCUACAGUUUACAAAACUAUGAAAUGUCUCUGCUCUUUAACCAACCUCCAAUUGAUGUACGAGAACAAUUCGGUGGAGAUGACAUUCUUAAAUUACCACAAGACCCAUUAUUUGAAGAACAGUAUCCAAUUUUCCUGUUUUCUCCAGAAAAUGAUGUCUUUUAGUGGCUGGUUCCAUGUGUAAAUUGUAUGUAUAGAAUAAGACAGAAUAAAUGUACAAAU
This is a messenger RNA of [Candida] anglica, 1782 nucleotides long. NCBI's taxonomy places the organism in Eukaryota, Fungi, Ascomycota, Pichiomycetes, Serinales, Debaryomycetaceae. The record is from the annotation of a GenBank genome assembly.